Molecule: messenger RNA, 519 nt
Organism: Prunus armeniaca (apricot)
Lineage: Eukaryota; Viridiplantae; Streptophyta; Magnoliopsida; Rosales; Rosaceae
Source: the annotation of a GenBank genome assembly
AUGGAUUCAGGAGGCAUGAAUGUUCCACAAAGAAGACUUCUUUCUAAUACGAAAAUGUUGCAGCAGCAGUCCCGGCUUCAAUGGACUGGAGAAAGAAAGGAGCUGAUGUUGUUGGGCUUUUUCCGCAGUGGCAGCCACGUAAGGAAUUACUCAGCUUACCACUGUUCAUCCAACAAAAUCAUGGGACUAGAACGGAAGCUAUUUACCCCUACAACGGUGUUGAUGGUACAUGCAACACCAAGAAAAGCCACCAUUGCAGCCAGGAUAACUGGGUAUGAAGAUGUUCCUGCAAAGAGUGAAAAGGCUCUUCUUACCACUGUUUCUCAUCAACCAGUUUUUGUUGCCAUUGAUGCUAGUGUUGGUUACAGCGAGAGUGAUUAUGGGACCAAGUAUUGGUUAGUAAAGAACUCAUGGGGUACAGAAUGGGGUGAAGAGGGGUACAUAAGAAUGCAAAGAGAUUUUGAUGAAGCUGAAGGACUUUGUGGCAUAGCGAUGUCUGCCUCUUACCCCACUGCGUAG